AUGCAUCAAAUGCCUAAACACGACAACAACGGAAUCAAUGAUAAAUCAGAGUCACUGGAGAUAAGCAAAAAAGUGACACUUAUUUUGGGACAAUUACUCAUUGAUUACGACAAAAAUCAAAGACCUGGACAUGGAGGUCCGUCUGCAGUGAUUACAACAAAUCUUGAGAUCAGGAGUAUUGGUCCCAUAUCUGAGUUGAAUAUGGAAUAUUCACUUGACUGCUAUUUUCGUCAGAAAUGGUUAGAUAAACGAUUGGAGUUUUCCGGUCCCUCAAAAUUUUUGAGCCUUAAUAUUAAUAUGUUGGACAAGAUAUGGAAGCCGGAUACAUAUUUUCAUACGGGAAAGGGAUCUCAUUUACAUACUAUUACCCGUCCCAACAAAUUUAUUAGGAUCUCCCAGGAUGGGGGUGUGCUCUACUCAAUGAGGCUGACCAUUAAAUCUAUGUGUCCCAUGGAUUUACAUCACUUUCCUAUGGAUAAGCAAAGUUGUCCACUUAUUUUUGGCAGCUACGGCUAUCCAAACGACCAGAUAGUGUACAGUUGGGACAGCAAUCCACUAAGUUUUGGUGACUUUUCUUUAUCUCAAUUUGAUUUGUUAACAACUCCUUACCGAAACGGAACCGUUAGAUUUCAAAGAGGUAAUUAUUCAAUGCUCCAGGCUAACUUCAAUUUGCGUCGACACGUUGGCUACUUUCUCAUCCAAAUAUAUGUUCCCUGUUCUCUAAUUGUUGUACUCUCUUGGGUCUCAUUUUGGAUUAAUAGAGAAGCAACUGCAGAUCGCGUUGGUUUAGGCGUUACAUCAGUUCUCACACUAUCGACCUUUGGUUUGGACUCCAGAAGUGAUUUGCCUCGCGUUAGUUAUGCCACAGCAUUGGAUUGGUUUACAAUAAUCUGUUUUCUGUUUGUGGUAUUCAGUCUAUUGGAGUUCGCUGGCGUGCAUUACUUUACUAAAGUGGGAACCGGAGAGGUGCCAUUCAAUGCAAUCGAUGAGGACUGGGCUCAGGAAAAGUAUGACUCCGACAAUGAAAAUCCAUUGAAUAUAAUAGAACCCCCAAAGGCUUAUCAAAACGACGAGAAAAAGCUUAAUUGUAUUUUUUGUCAGACUUACAGAUUGGAUCAAAAGAGACGAUUAUCAUCUCGCCGUCGGUCCGCCAAAUGCCGAGUUUACGACACGACUUCAGUGUUUGACAUGAAGUAUAAAGACAUAUAUUGUCCAAAACAUGGCUUCAAAUCAAUGGACAGCCAAUUAGAUAAAUGGCGUCGUCUUGAAAGUCUUGAACAAUAUCUUACAGAACGAUAUCGUUAUGUAAAUAAUGAGUUUAUUAACGAUCAAAGCGAUGAAAAUUAUGAAGACAUCGAUGACCAGGACUUAGAGUAUGAGAUGGAACUGAACGCACAGUACGCUCACCGAUACGGCAAUCAUUACGUGACCGGCAAUACUGUUACCGAUUGUUCUGUUGGCGACCCGAUAACUGCUAGCGAAGGACACCAUUCGCACGGAUGGACACAUAAACUAAUCAAUUGUUUUCUACAAUUCUGGUACUGUUUGAGUGUUAAUCAGGAAUACAAGGCACAAAUGAAACGCCGUCGGGCCAGAGGUCAGGGACUGACUGCUGCCAACAGUGUCUCUAUGAUCGACACAACCAGUCGUAUAUUAUUUCCAUUUGUUUGGAUUCUUCUGAAUCUCUUUUAUUGGGUUUUUCUUAUUAUUGAAAGGAAUAGUGAGUUCAAAAUGUAACACUUCUUUAGAGAGACAAACACUCACACAAUAACUGGUUCUUCACUAUUUAGUC
Oppia nitens is the source of this 1792-nucleotide messenger RNA. RefSeq names its product gamma-aminobutyric acid receptor subunit alpha-6-like. Gene Ontology annotation, cellular component: membrane; synapse; neuron projection. Bases 1 to 1737 code for a protein of 578 amino acids. Lineage: Eukaryota; Metazoa; Arthropoda; Arachnida; Sarcoptiformes; Oppiidae. Gene Ontology annotation, molecular function: neurotransmitter receptor activity; extracellular ligand-gated monoatomic ion channel activity; GABA-A receptor activity. Gene Ontology annotation, biological process: signal transduction; nervous system process; regulation of membrane potential. The transcript has 14 exons. The record is from RefSeq and is a predicted model, not a curated record.